Patella vulgata (common limpet) is the source of this 2406-nucleotide messenger RNA. Its product is annotated as attractin-like protein 1. NCBI's taxonomy places the organism in Eukaryota, Metazoa, Mollusca, Gastropoda, Patellidae. The transcript is spliced from 16 exons. Gene Ontology annotation, molecular function: protein binding. The record is from RefSeq and is a predicted model, not a curated record. Bases 7 to 2406 code for a protein of 799 amino acids. Gene Ontology annotation, cellular component: Golgi apparatus.
CACAAAAUGGAGGAUUGGAUUAUGGCCGUGUUGUUCAACAGGCCAAAAGAUCGAAUGAAAAAUACAUUUUACGAGUGGAUUUUAGUAUUUCUAUGUAUUUAUAUAUGUUCUAUAGGAUUUAGUGAAUCGGCAGCUUCAAGUGGAAAGUGUCAACAUGGAACAUUUACGAACGGAACGUGUGUAUGUAUUUCAGGAUGGGGUGAUAAAAAUUGUGAUAAAUGUUACGGGCGUGCAAGGUUAUCUAAAGAUGAAGGUUUCAUAACUGAUGGCCAAGGAAAUUAUUCGCUGGCUACAAAAUGUAGUUGGUUGAUAGAUAUACCAGAAGCCAAUCAGACAGUGUGGUUUAAAUUUUACGAGUUUGCAACUGAGUGUGGCUGGGAUCAUCUUUACAUCCACGAUGGGGACUCGAGUUUCUCCCCAGUUCUUGCUGCUUUCAGUGGUUUAAUUUUAACCAGAAACAAUAAUUCUGAUGUUGGGUUUGCUGCCAGUGUAUCCAGUAGACAUAUGUAUAUACAUUUUUCUAGUGAUGCUGCCUACACCAUGGCAGGUUUUAAUAUCUCAUACAGCGUAACUGGUUGUUUUUUGGGAUGUUCCGACCAUGGAAUAUGUGAUAAUAAUAUUUGUAACUGUAACGAGGGUUUUACGGGUCAAGGAUGUGAAACUACUGUCUGUCCGAACAACUGUUCAUCUAACGGUGAUUGUAUUGGUGCCGUCUGCAAGUGUAAACCACAGUAUAAAGGUGAUGAUUGCAGUAUAAGUGAGAGUGAGGGUCUAUGGGAGAUUGUAAAUACGGAAUUGUCUCCAGGUGGACGAGCGUCCCAUGUGGCUAUACCAGAGAAUGAUUUGAUGUGGGUUGUCGGUGGAUAUACGCUAACUCCAUUCAGUACCAGAAAUAUUCACAGGUAUAAUUUUAUACAAAAAAAGUGGAGCAAGGUACGAGAACAGGGACCAUCGAUACCACCUGCUCGUUAUGCUCAUGCUAGCGAUCUCCAUGACAACAAGUUAUAUAUGUAUGGAGGUGUGGUCAAUGGACGAGUGAUGAGUGAUAUGUGGGUAUAUAAUAUCAUUAAUACCAACUGGACCCAGUUAACGUCCUCCCCGUAUAACGUGUCGGGACAUACAGCUCAUAUAGUCGAUGGUAUAAUGUAUGUCUUCUUCGGCUAUAGUCCUAAAUAUGGUUAUAUGAGAAUUGUUCAGGAAUAUGAUAUAGCUAAUGAUAAAUGGUCAGUACCAAUAACAAAUGGUGCUAUAGUACAUGGAGGAUACAGCCACAGCAGUGUUAUACAUGUUGAUAGUAGUGGAGCUACUUGUAUAUAUGUUUAUGGUGGAUAUCAUUCCGAUACCCAGUCGGGUUAUAAUUUAACAGAUAAAUUAUAUAUGUAUAAUGUUCGAACUAAAACAUGGACUGUUUUACGGAGUAGUGGAUCACCUCGAUAUCUUCAUUCAGCCGUGGUAUUAGAUGGGAUAAUUUUAAUAUUUGGUGGUAAUACUCACAAUGAUACAUCUGUCAGUAAAGGUGCUAAAUGUUAUUCUACAGAUUUCAUGGCUUAUGAUAUAGAAUGUAACUCAUGGCAUUUUCUACCUCAUCCCAACUUAUCUCAGAAUAUUGCACGAUAUGGACAGAGCAUGGUACAACACCAAGGUUUUGUAUAUAUGUAUGGAGGUUUUAAUGGGCGUAUGUUAAAAGAUCUCAUCAAGUUUUCGCCAGGAAAAUGUCUAGCUAUAAACGACAAAGACGAGUGUUUGCGAUCAUUUCCAGGAACAAAGUGUGUCUGGUUUCAGGGACGUUGUGCUACGCGAUCUCAUCUUAAAAAUGUAUACAUACCAAAUUGUGAUCCUUCUAAAGGUGGUGAGAAGAUAUGUAAAAGUUAUACAUCAUGUACGACUUGUAAUAAUACAAGUUAUGAUUGUAAAUGGUGUAACAAUGGCUGUUUUUAUAAAAACUGUUCAACAGAAGAUAAUAACCCUCCAGGAAAUUGUUCACAAUCACAUUCUGAUAGUGCUUGUGAUCUCCAACAUAAUUGUUAUUCCUGUAUUAAACAAGACCAAUGUCGAUGGACAAAUAAAUGUAUGGACAAAAUUAAAACGAUCAGUAUUGAAGGUGAUGAGGUCAAAGAAGACUCAAAAAUUGAAAAUAUAAAAAUGGGAAAUAUAAAAGAUAAUUUUGAACAGUGUGAAUUGCCGUGUUCUAUGUACACAACGUGUGAAAAUUGUACAGGGAAAACUUGUAUGUGGUGUAGUAAUAUGAAACAGUGUGUCGGAACUAAUUCUUAUGUUGUAUCAUUCCCCUACGGACAGUGUACAGACUGGACAACGAAAGAUGAAAAAUGCCCAGCUACUCGAUGUUCUGGAUUAAGAUCGUGUAGUGAAUGUCAAGCUAAUUCUCUACGCGAUGUUCUGGAUUAA